Bombus impatiens (common eastern bumble bee) is the source of this 1218-nucleotide messenger RNA. RefSeq names its product odorant receptor Or2-like. Gene Ontology annotation, biological process: sensory perception of smell; detection of chemical stimulus involved in sensory perception of smell. The coding region runs from base 1 to 1218 and encodes 405 amino acids. NCBI's taxonomy places the organism in Eukaryota, Metazoa, Arthropoda, Insecta, Hymenoptera, Apidae. The record is from RefSeq and is a predicted model, not a curated record. The transcript has 5 exons. Gene Ontology annotation, molecular function: odorant binding; olfactory receptor activity. Gene Ontology annotation, cellular component: plasma membrane.
AUGUAUGAUCGAUCAUACACUAUAGGUGACGAUCAACUAAAAAAUAACCAUUACCAAAACGACAUAAAUUACACGCUGCAGAUGUGUCAAUGGCUGUUGAAGCUGAUUGGAAUAUGGCCUCUCCUUAACAAUCAUACUAGCAGACUCGAACAGCUCCUCUCAAUCGUACUCAUGAUCACGUGCUACUCCAGCAUAUUCUUCAUCAUCUUGCCAUCUGGUCAUCAUUUCUUCUUCGUAGAGAAAAAUUUAUAUAUGAAGAUGAAAAUGCUCGGUCCGGUUAGCUUCUGUGUAUUUGCAACAGUUAAGUACAGUUACCUCGCCCGAAAAGGAGCCUUCCUACAGAGGUGCAUCCGACAGCUCAAAAAUGACUGGAAGAGAGUGGAGGAUCCGAGUCAUCGGGCGAUUAUGUUAAAAUACGCGGGCAUUAGCAGAAAGCUUAUCACCAUGUGCGCUGUUUUUAUAUAUACAGGUGGAAUGUCCUAUCACACGGUGGCGCAAUUCUUGUCCAAGGAGAGGACUAGAGAAAAUUACACAGUUAGACCAUUGGCGUAUAUCGGUUACGACCCGUUUUUUGAUACGCAAUCCAGUCCUACGUAUGAAAUCGUGUUCUUUCUUCACUGCUUCGCUGCUAUGAUUAUGUAUAGCAUCACCACGGUUGCAUAUGGUUUGGCUGCAGUGUUUGUUACUCACGUUUGUGGCCAGAUUCAAAUACAAAUAGCAAGAUUGCAGAAUUUGGUGGAGAGCAAGGAUCGUGAUCUCUUUAGUGUGAUUGUGCACGAUCACGCGGAAACAUUAAGAUUUUCAAAGAACAUCGAAGAUGCUUUGUAUCAGAUAUGCUUAACAGAAAUCGUAGAGUGCACGAUUUGCAUGUGUAUACUGGAAUAUUACUGCUUAAUGGAAUGGGCAAACAGUGAUCUAAUCGCUACAUUGACUUAUAUGACUCUGUUGACCUCCUUCACAUUUAAUAUAUUUAUAUUUUGCUACAUAGGCGAACUUCUCACUGAACAGUGUAGCCAAAUUGGUACAACUUCCUAUGAAAUCGAAUGGUAUCAGCUGCCAGCUAAGAGAGCUUACGACCUAAUUCUACUGAUCUCUAUAUCGCAAUAUCCACCGAAGCUAACGGCCGGUAAAAUUAUUGAAUUGUCUCUGAAUACUUUUAGCUCCGUAGCAAAAACGUCGCUGGUUUAUCUGAAUCUACUUCAAACAGUUACAGACUAG